Molecule: messenger RNA, 1469 nt
Organism: Centropristis striata (black sea bass)
Lineage: Eukaryota; Metazoa; Chordata; Actinopteri; Perciformes; Serranidae
Gene: ckmt2a
Product: creatine kinase, mitochondrial 2a (sarcomeric)
Exons: 9
Coding region: 22-1275 (417 amino acids)
Biological process (GO): phosphocreatine biosynthetic process
Cellular component (GO): mitochondrion
Molecular function (GO): creatine kinase activity
Source: RefSeq, a predicted model, not a curated record
GAGUUACCACUUCUCACAAAGAUGGCGAGCUCUUUCACACGUCUGAUCUCUGGCCGUAACACGGCGGUGCUGUUGGCCGGUUUGGGCGCCGGAACCAUGGCGACCGGCUUCCUGUUGAGUGAAAACGGCUCCCUGGCUGCUGACAUGAAGGCCAAACUCUAUCCUCCCAGCGCCGACUUCCCCGACCUGAGGAAACACAACAACUGCAUGGCCUCGGCUCUGUCUCCGGCCAUCUACGCCAAACUGAGGGACAAGCUGACCCCCAACAACUGGACCCUGGACCAGUGCAUCCAGACGGGCGUGGACAACCCCGGACACCCUUUCAUCAAGACGGUGGGCGCCGUGGCUGGCGACGAGGAGAGCUACGAGGUGUUUGCUGAACUCUUUGACCCCAUCAUCAAAGACAGGCACAACGGCUACGACCCCAGAACCAUGAAGCACCCCACGGACCUGGACGCCUCCAAGAUCACCCACGGCGUGUUCGACGACAACUACGUCCUGUCGUCUCGUGUCCGGACCGGCCGCAGUAUCCGCGGGCUGAGCCUGCCCCCGGCGUGCUCGAGGGCGGAGCGGCGUGAGGUGGAGCGGGUGGUGGUGACGGCGCUGGCCGGCCUGAAGGGAGACCUGGCCGGACGCUACUACAGCCUGGGAGACAUGACGGACAAGGAGCAGCAGCAGCUCAUCGACGACCAUUUCCUGUUUGACAAGCCGGUCUCUCCAUUGUUGACUUGUGCCUUCAUGGCGAGAGACUGGCCAGACGCCAGAGGCAUCUGGCACAACAACGAGAAGACCUUCCUGAUCUGGGUGAACGAGGAGGACCACACCAGAGUCAUCUCCAUGGAGAAGGGAGGCAACAUGAAGAGAGUGUUCGAGAGGUUCUGCAGAGGACUCAAACAGGUGGAGCACCUGAUCCAGGAGCGAGGCUGGGAGUUCAUGUGGAACGAGCGUCUGGGCUACGUCCUCACAUGUCCCUCUAACCUGGGCACUGGACUCAGGGCGGGGGUGCACGUACGCCUGCCAAAACUCAGCCAGGACGCACGUUUCUCCAAAAUCCUGGACAACCUGCGGCUGCAGAAAAGAGGCACCGGCGGCGUGGACACAGCUGCUACUGGAGACACCUUCGACAUUUCCAACAACGACCGUCUCGGCAAAUCUGAGGUGGAGCUGGUCCAGCUACUGGUGGAUGGAGUCAACUACCUGAUCGACUGUGAGAAGAAGCUGGAGAAGGGACAGGACAUCAAAGUCCCAGCUCCCAUCGUUCAGUUCAGGAAGUAAAAGCUGGCACAUUGGCUUCGGGAGGGCAGCUCAGCUCAGAUGGACGUGGUUUUCUUUAUUUCAUCUGCUACGAUUGAUUGCAAAUCUUUAGGGAAACCUAAUCUUAGACAUGAACUGCAGUCAGGGGGAAUUCUACCUCACGUUUAAGGUCUUCACUGUAACCCUGACUUCAAUAAAACGACAUUAAACACUGA